AGUGGCAAGUCUGUUUGUUCUGAAGAGAAUUCCACAGAGAUACCACCAUCAGCAGAAAUAGGGAAAGAAUCAUUAAAAUAAUGGAUGAUUGUUUUUCACAGGCGGAAAAUGUUCCCACAGAAGGCUUGCUGUUUUCCUACAGAGGUAUUUUAUACCCUGCUGCAGUUACUAGUCGAGAAACCUUGGAAGCUCUGGAAACCUUUGAAGCAAGGAACGACGAUGUUAUUCUAGCAGGCUACCCUAAAACGGGAACCCACUGGCUUGACCAAAUUGUGAGGGAGUUGGAAUCAGCUGAUGUCAAACGUACAGAAGAAGAAAUGAAGGAGAAAAUAGAUGCUGAAAAGAAGCUAGAGAUGUUUCCAUUUCUGGAAUUCGGAGAUCCUGGGGUAUAUGAGAGGAUGAAGAACCUGCCUUCCAGAAGAAUUAUACUAACCCACCUACCACCUCAUCUCCUACCCGUGUCCAUUCUCCAAGGCAAGGCUAAGAUCCUUCUGCUAGUUCGGAACCCCAAAGACACAGCUGUCUCCUAUUACCACUUCUACAACAACAUGCCAGUGCUGCCAUCCUUCACCUCCUGGGAUGAGUACUUUCCAGCCUUCAUGAGUGGGAAAGUGGCCUGGGGAUCCUACUUUGACAACUUAAUAGAAUGGAACAAAUAUAUCGACCAUGAGAGGAUCAUGAUGAUAAGCUAUGAGGAACUCAAAGAGGACCAGAUACAGGGAAUGAAAAAGAUUGCUGCUUUCUUUGGAUUCUCCUUGUCUGAGGAAGACUUUCACAGAAUUGCCAAGAAGACUAGUUUCCAAGCUAUGAAAGACAAAUCCAAGGAAACCAAUGGAAAGUUUGGGGACGCUCUCUUCCGGAAAGGUGUUGUUGGGAACUGGAAAGACCUGUUCUCUAAAGCUCAGAAUGAAGAAAUGGACCGAAAAUUUCAGGACUGCCUAGGAGGAACGAAGCUGGCAGCAAAGAUGAAAUAUGAUGUGUACUGCAAGGCCUGAAAAUAAGCAGAUGAGCAGCACAACAGCCAGAUGCGUGCCAAGGGUUAUUAUCUGAAGGUGGACAGUGCCCAUGUGUCCCCUUCAGAAGAAAAGAGAGGCACCCCUCAGAGAUCUGCCUGGCACCUACAAGCAUUCAAAUGAUAAUUCUUAGGUGUGUGUUGUGUCUAGUUUGUGUUCUUUAUUUUGUGCAAAAAAUAAAAUGUGCAUAUGCCUAGAUGAAAUUCCUGG
Cuculus canorus (common cuckoo) is the source of this 1223-nucleotide messenger RNA. RefSeq names its product sulfotransferase 6B1-like. Bases 81 to 995 code for a protein of 304 amino acids. Gene Ontology annotation, cellular component: cytoplasm. Lineage: Eukaryota; Metazoa; Chordata; Aves; Cuculiformes; Cuculidae. Gene Ontology annotation, molecular function: sulfotransferase activity. The record is from RefSeq and is a predicted model, not a curated record. The transcript has 7 exons. Gene Ontology annotation, biological process: sulfation.